Schistosoma guineensis is the source of this 1315-nucleotide messenger RNA. The record is from the annotation of a GenBank genome assembly. NCBI's taxonomy places the organism in Eukaryota, Metazoa, Platyhelminthes, Trematoda, Strigeidida, Schistosomatidae.
UGGAUAUUGAGAUAAAGAGAUUCGUAGUACAGUUUCUGGCGUUACGUUUAUAUUUGUCCGACGGUUUCAGGACUCUUCUCUACGUAGCGUCUCCAAUCCACUUGAACUCACUCAAGUACAAUCAUCUUACGGGGCAACGUCCAAAAAAUGCUGUCAAGUCUAUGAAGGUUUUGAAGGUUCCUUAACUAGCAAGUCUUAAGAAAUGCUUCAUUUUUUCCCUUCAGGUGUCACAUGAAGUCGCGUAAGGUGCGAUGCCUGAGACAAACCACAGAGCUGAGUGUCUCUUCAGAUUCUGAGGAGGAUCGUCUCGAAGAUUCUACUGCACCUGUUGUUGCAGACUCCACAGUAGUUGUGGAAGCAAUAAGAGAAUUGCAAAAACUAAGGAAACGACCAGCUGGAGUAAGCUUGUCUGCACUAGCCACUGGUAAAGAAGUUCCAGAUCUCAAUCUAACAAUCGCCAACGACCCAUUUAGACUUAAGACUGGUGGUCUAGUUGACCUAAACAGUAUUUCAUCUGCUAAACAAUCCGAAGAGGACGAUGACGUUGAAGCUCGUCUAGCCAAAACGUUCGCCACAGAAACUAAUAAGAGAGAUGAAGAUGCCGAAAUGAUCAAGUACAUCGAGGAGGAAGUAGCCAAACGAAAGGGAUUAAUUAAACCCUCCACCCUAGACCGGGAUGAAGAUUCAGACUUACUACAGGAUGUUCCUGAGUAUCUCAAACCUUCAAUUGGUCAACAGAAGGAAGACAUGUUAUCCAACCAAAUGUUAUGUGGUAUCCCUGAAGUUGAUUUGGGUGUAGAAGCGAAAAUGAAAAACAUAGAAGCCACAGAAGAAGCCAAGCAAACACUUUUUAGAAAAAGAUUAAGUCGCAAACAUGGUUAUUCAACAGAUCACAUAGCACCAAAUAGUAUGGCAGUCAACUUCGUUCAGCACAGUCGGUGGAAUAGUUACACAAAUGGAAUCAGUAAAAGAGCUGAUUUGAACAACGAACGAGAACUCAACCACAUAGCCAAUAAUAAUACAAACAAGCUGGAAUCAACGAAAAAUAAUCCGAUGUCUCCUCAAAGGGAAAAUCGUCGUUUAGAUAAUAGCCGACCACAUAUUCGUAACGAAAAAUCCACAGAUAAUAUUGCACUUCAACGAUUCAAAAACUAUAUGCGCGAUAAAAGACGUCGGUGAUGAUUUUAUUCCCUCCUAUUUUUUUAUCUUGACAGGACAAUGUUUCUUCUUUUUUAGUGAUAUUAUGUUUUAAGGUAUAUUGUAUAAUUCAAAUGUACAUUGUAAAUAUGAUUUAUUACUAUUAUUAUGACUAUUA